Messenger RNA from Vombatus ursinus (common wombat), 1467 nucleotides. It is a transcript of the gene RFC5, whose product is annotated as replication factor C subunit 5. NCBI's taxonomy places the organism in Eukaryota, Metazoa, Chordata, Mammalia, Diprotodontia, Vombatidae. The record is from RefSeq and is a predicted model, not a curated record. The transcript has 11 exons. Gene Ontology annotation, cellular component: nucleus; DNA replication factor C complex. The coding region runs from base 33 to 1064 and encodes 343 amino acids. Gene Ontology annotation, biological process: DNA repair; DNA-templated DNA replication. Gene Ontology annotation, molecular function: ATP hydrolysis activity; DNA clamp loader activity; DNA binding.
UCUGUCUCCGUCCGCUCUCCGUCAGCGCCGCCAUGGAGGCCCCGGCCGUCCGGAGGCAGCAGCAGCAGCAGCAGCAGCCUGCGGCCAAAAGCAGGAACCUGCCCUGGGUUGAAAAAUAUCGACCACAGACACUGAAUGACCUAAUCUCCCAUCAGGAUAUCCUAAGCACCAUCCAAAAAUUUAUCAGUGAAGAUCGACUACCACAUCUGCUUCUCUAUGGCCCUCCCGGGACAGGGAAGACGUCCACCAUCCUGGCCUGUGCCAAACAACUCUACAGAGACAAAGAGUUCAACUCCAUGGUCCUGGAGCUCAAUGCUUCUGAUGACCGAGGAAUAGAUAUUGUACGGGGACCAAUCCUGAGCUUUGCCAGCACAAGGACAAUAUUUAAGAAAGGUUUUAAACUUGUGAUAUUGGAUGAGGCAGAUGCCAUGACCCAGGAUGCGCAGAAUGCCUUGAGAAGAGUGAUUGAGAAAUUCACAGAGAAUACCAGGUUUUGCCUCAUCUGUAAUUAUCUGUCAAAGAUCAUCCCCGCCCUGCAGUCUCGAUGUACAAGGUUCCGAUUUGGCCCCUUGACCCCUGAGCUGAUGGUUCCCCGCCUGGAGCACGUCAUAGAAGAAGAGAAUGUUGACAUAAGCGAAGACGGAAUGAAAGCCCUUGUUACCCUUUCCAGUGGUGAUAUGCGAAGGGCCCUGAACAUUUUGCAGAGCACCAACAUGGCCUUUGGGAAAGUGACCGAGGAGACGGUAUACACCUGCACGGGGCACCCACUCAAGUCUGACAUCGCCAACAUUCUUGACUGGAUGCUGAACCAGGACUUUACCACGGCGUACCGGAAUAUCAUGGAACUGAAAACCCUGAAGGGCUUGGCACUGCACGAUAUUCUGACAGAGAUACACUUAUUUGUACAUCGAGUUGACUUUCCACCUGCAGUUCGAAUACAUUUGCUGAUCAAAAUGGCAGACAUUGAACACAGACUUGCUGUGGGCACAAGUGAGAAGAUUCAGCUAAGUUCCCUCAUCGCUGCUUUUCAAGUCACCAGAGAUUUAAUUGUAGCAGAAGCCUGAGCAAAACAAUUUCCAAGCCCCCAGCAAUGAUUAGAAAACAAGACUCCUGAUUCUCUUGGAGGAAAGCAGUGGCCCCCAAGCUGGAAAUGGACAAGAAGUCCUGGAAAUGUUGACUUUCCCCAUUUGGGUAAUAAGGAAGUCAAAGGACACUUGUGUGUUCUAUUUGCUGCACUGUUUGGGGUGAGAAUAUUUAAGUCUGUUUCAUGGUCUGACUGUAGUGUACCCAACUUAGUGAAGGUCUUUUUGUCCUCCAGGACUGUGAUCGAGGGAGAGGAGUCCCCAAGUGUGCCCCAUCUGGAGCAGUCCCAGAGAAUAAUGUUUGUAUCUCAAGUGUAAUCUGUGAUAAUAUCUUUACUUAUUGUUACUGGGUUUAUGGCUGAAAAUAAACUUUGUGCUUUUCUAA